Messenger RNA from Bursaphelenchus xylophilus (pine wood nematode), 2363 nucleotides. NCBI's taxonomy places the organism in Eukaryota, Metazoa, Nematoda, Chromadorea, Rhabditida, Aphelenchoididae. The record is from the annotation of a GenBank genome assembly.
AUGAAAUUCCUACUGGUUAGUUUUGCUAUUGUGAUUUUUGGCGUAGAAUGGGCUGAGUGCUGUACUAGGACAUUACCUCCCACUGGAGUGAGUGGCGGCGGUGGAGGCGGUGGUGGGAGCACCGGUGGAGGCGGAACUGGGAAUGGGGGCGGCGGAGGUGGAACUACAACCGGUAAGAAUAUUUUAUUGCUGGUGUAGUAUUCGUCUGCGAUAAAGUUUAUAACUUUUUUAAGAAAUAACCAAUUUUCAGCUGCGCCACCAACGACGCCACCGACUACGACGCCGACGACGACCGCAGGUACGAAAUUUCCGGAUUGAUAAACACCACGUUGCACAUCAACCACAAACAGAAUGCCAAGAUUUUUGGCAUUCGGUUUUUUAAGGGUCUCUAAUGUUUUGGCUUACUGUGCAGUGGGUAAUGAACAAAAUAACAUGAACCUGCGAUUAAAACAUUGCCAAGGACCCAUAUUUUUUAAAUUAAUAGAUUUUGGCGUUCUUCGGCCACCAGGUUAGCGACAAACGGCCGGAGAAAAUCGAAUUUUUGCAAACUUUGCGGCCGAAUAACUUGUCUAAAACGAUUGAAACACGGAAAGUGAUUGCAACGAUCUUCAGAAUAUUGUAUUCUAAGGUAGUAUGCGAAGUUUGAAGCAAAUCGGACAGAUAAUAAAAAAGUAGAUGCGAUUUUAAGCUUUUUACCUUAUGGAUUAUAUUACUUUAGGCAACUUUUAAUGUCCGACAGCGUUAAAUAGUCUAAUUAAUUAACUAUAUUAUCUUAUAACAUCCCGCUAAGGGAGAUUAAUUGCAAAAAUUUUAACUCUUAGGCCGAAAAAAAGUUUUACCUUAUAGUAGCAUACCUGAUCUUAUACCAAAAAUAAUGAAAGUUUAUGACUGAAGUCAAAGUUUUAAGACUAUCUAUGUGAGUUGAGAUGGCUUUCUAAGGCUAUACUGAGCUUUUGGAGUUGGUUUCAACUUCGCUGCGCCAAUUUCAAAAAUGACCAAUAUCACCUAAAACAAGGUUCUUAGAACAGCUUCUAAACUGGUGCGGACGCCACUAAUUAUGCUCUUAUUGUCUUUUUAGGUCAUAGUGGACCUAGCUGAGUCAAAAUUUACCGAUUUUUAAAAUAUUAUUUUAGUCACCUAAAUAUCAGUUUUUUUGGAAUUUUGAGUGAGUAAGCUAGUAUAUGACACAGGGUUGCUUAUAGUUCUCUAAAACUACUCUAAUUAUGCUCACAGAAAAAAGAAUUUAGGCAAUUGCUUCGUUACGAAACGAUUUAGUAGCAAAAGAUGUCUAAAAUAAGGUUUUCAAAUCUACUACUACUACUAUUUUUUGGUCAGUCCGACUCGUUUCCAAUUUUUAAUUUGAGCUACCCUUGGGCACCCUAACAAAGUUAUGCAAACAGUUUUCCCGAUUUGAAACUUUUUUUUUUGUGGUUGAUGUGCGUUGGUCGUAGAAGGUUUUCAUGGAAGAGUGACCUUUAAUUUUUCUCGGGCAUACCUUAUACAUCAUAUCUUAACGGGUUUAUAUACUGUUUCACGUGCAGUAGGCAAACCCAAUUUUUUGCAGACGUUUCGCGUAUCUAGCCCUGCGAAUAAUGCGCUGAAAGUUUAAGUACAUGUAUUAUACGUAUAUACGCGUAUCCUAAAAAAUUAUAAAAACAAGUUUUAAACAGAAUUUCCGUUUUUCAAUCCAUAACUCUUGAAAAUACCCUACAUUCUACGACCUGUAACAUACAAAGUGGCGCGUGGUGCCCGUUCUUGGACUUCACCUGCAAAAAAAACGCAACUAAACUUUUCCAUUUUAGCUCCUCAAUGCGCCGCGGCGCCAGCCGGCUCCGUAGCCAUAGUCUUAGUCGAUGUACCGUUAAAUGACGCAUCUCCUCCUGGAGAUCCAGACAACACUUGCACUUGCAACGAAGGUACUCGUUAUAUCGCUAUGGGUGUGCCGGAAGACAAUCCAGACGACGCCGUUGCGGACAAUGAUCAAAUCACGAAUGUGAUUUGCGACCAGGCGACAGAUCUAUGCGUGUGCAAGAACGGGGAUUGCUGCACUGUAGGGGCUACUCCUCCCGACAAUGUGAAUUUAAUACCGCGCUGUGAGAAUAAUGGUAUGUAAAUGCUUUAUUUUUGAAACGAAUUUUUUAAAUUGCCAAAACUGGUGUUUGUUUUUAGUGUGCAGCGUCUACGUUGUCAUCAGCGGGGCCGAUGACGCGUCGUUGACUUGCUCAGGUACCACGUUUACGUUCGCGGGUGCCCAUGCUGCUGAUGGAAGUUCGUUGCCGUUCUCCUCGGGAGAAUAUGCGACUGCCGACGUCGUCAGAUGUGGCGGAUGCCCACAGCAACCAACCUGUCAACCAGCAACAUGA